AUGUGGCGCGAUUGCUACAAAAUCCCUGAUAGAUGGGCCCCUGCUCAAGGCCAAGAGGGUAGAGCAGCAGAAAGAGGGAGAGGUAGAGGCCGUGGAGGCCAUGGCGGUCGCGGAGGUGGUGCUGCAAACAUGAAGAGUGGAGAUAACGACGAGGACUCGAGCGGCGAUCGGUACCCGGGUCAAUUAUACUUUUUGUCAACGCAAGCACCGGCUGCACCAGAGAAUGAUGAAGGCUUUGAGGAGCCAGCAGCUGUGGGAAAGGUCACUCUACACUCUCUGGACUUCUGGGUGAUCGAUAGCGGCGCUACCUAUAGCAUGACACCUCGCGCGGACUUGCUCACCGAACUCGAACCUUCACCGGUGAAGCAUGUCACAUCGGCUUUGGGGCAGCGAGCAGAGGUGAAAGGCAUGGGCAAGGCCAUGUUCAAGGGUGCUGAUGGGAGGAUGGUGGGCCUCAAGAACGUGCAUUGGGUGCCCAGCCUUGCCGCGAACCUGAUUUCCGUGCGGCGGUUGGCAAAGGCCGGCAUGGACACCACCAAGGGUGAAGUGGUUGGUAGCGGCGGUGGCGCGAACGGUCGCGCUAAGGAAAUCGUGUCCAAGAAGUGCAAUCCUGGAGGGACCAGCAAGCUCGGUGAACACGAGGAGAGUGGUGCAGCAGCCAAGGAGCAGCACAAGGGUGAGGAGAACCCCGAGGCAGCAGCGGAGGAGGAGUACGGAGAGAGCAUGUGGGGCGCUAUUGCCAGCGCGGCAUUCUCCAACCCGACUUCGGCUACGGGGGAGUGUGAUUGGCUCACCUUGCAUCGGCGAAUGAGGCAUUACGCCCUGCCUAUUUUGCAGCAGCUAGUGAAGAAUGAGAUGGUUGCUGGCAUACGUGUGAAGGGGGAGCCCGAUGAGGCACCACUUGAUGAGGUGGUGAUGGACGUGGUGGGCCCCCUAAAGCUUGGAGCUGCUGGAGCUGAGUAUUUCCUCACCAUUGUGGAUGUCUACACCUGCAUGACCUGGAUGUACGUGCGGUCCAAAAAGAGCGACGUAGCUGAAACGGUGAAGACCGAUUGGUUGCCGAUGGUGGAGCGGCAACAAGACCGGCUUGAGAAGUCGAUCCGCACCGAUCGUGGGGGAGAGUUCCUGAGCAAGGAGUUCGGAUUGUGGCUGAAGAAGAAUGGGAUAAGGCACUCCCUUACCAUGCCAUACUCCUCUGCAAUGAAUGGUAUCGCCGAGCGAGCGAACCGCACAAUCACGGAGACGGCAUGCGGGUUGCUCAUUGAAGCCAGGCUACCCGACUAUUUCUGGCCUGAUGCGGUGCGGAGUGCGUGUGCGGCAAGAACAGAGCCUUGA
This is a messenger RNA of Closterium sp. Naga37s-1, 1335 nucleotides long. NCBI's taxonomy places the organism in Eukaryota, Viridiplantae, Streptophyta, Zygnematophyceae, Desmidiales, Closteriaceae. The record is from the annotation of a GenBank genome assembly.